AUGGAAGCGACCACUGAAGCCUACGACCGGCGGGCUCUCAUCAAACAACUCCAAUUCGCGUUCAUCGUCGAUGAAGUCGGUGUGCAUAUGUCGGAGGUGAUCUGCGGCAUCGGCAUGUUUCUCAACGGCCUUCUUUGUUAUCUCAUUCUCACCAAAACGCCAGUCCAUAUGCGGGCGUAUGCUGUAUUAUUGUUCAAUUUCGCGUUUUUCGACUUUUUCACGUGUCUCGCUUCAUUGUUCGCUUGCCAGAAACCGUACUUCACCGGCGUUUCACUUGUCUACAUCUUUUUGGGACCGUGCAAAUAUGUGGCGCCGUGGCUUUGCUACUUCUGCCAUUGCGUCGUGUGCCACGCGAUGGCGCACUCGCAAAAUAUUCUGCUCAUCUCAUUCAUUUAUCGCUAUUGGAUUCUCGUCGACAUUCAACCGCGAAUCGGCCAGAUGAUCGGCCUCUCAGUGGCGUUCUACUCGGUCUCGCUCACAUUCUUCGUCUUCUAUUACCUCGACAUUGGCGAUUCGAGCGAGCUGAUGCGAAUUCUGACGACGUUCCAUCCGCAGAAUCACUACGACGACGAGACCAUCUGGGGCAAAAUCACCGUGUCGGGCAACACGUCGAUUUUUCGAAUCGCCAGCCUCGCGGCGAUCGUCUACAUGACGCUGCCGUGUGUGCCGAUCUACGCGCUGAUUUUGACCUACCGCAAGAAGACGCUCAAAAUUCUCGCGAGCUCGGCGCUGAACAUGUCGGAGACGACGCGCAAAGGCCACGCGAAGCUCAUCAAGGCGUUGACGAUUCAGGCGGCGAUUCCGCUCUUCUGGCUCGUCGCUUCCGGCAUCUUCACCAUGUCCGAGUUCGGCAUCGUCUCGGGACCGAUUCCCGAGGUUAUCACCUUUCGUCUCAUGGAGUGCAUUCCGAUGACGAGCCCGAUGGUCGCGUUGAUCUUCAUCAGCCCAUAUAGAAUCGGCCUGCUCAAAAUGAUCGCGAAAACCGGUUUGAUCAAGUACGGCGACGGGAACAAAGUCGGCAACGUCGGCGGCGAGUCGAAGAGCAACGCGAAACCGUCGGCCGUCGACACCGCCGCCGAUUUGGCAUAA
This is a messenger RNA of Caenorhabditis bovis, 1089 nucleotides long. Lineage: Eukaryota; Metazoa; Nematoda; Chromadorea; Rhabditida; Rhabditidae. The record is from the annotation of a GenBank genome assembly.